Messenger RNA from Dacryopinax primogenitus, 1128 nucleotides. RefSeq lists its product as uncharacterized. Lineage: Eukaryota; Fungi; Basidiomycota; Dacrymycetes; Dacrymycetales; Dacrymycetaceae. The coding region runs from base 1 to 1008 and encodes 335 amino acids. The record is from RefSeq and is a predicted model, not a curated record. The transcript has 2 exons.
AUGGGAACACGUUUCAUCCCCUCCUCCUGGGAGGUUAUAACCCGCAGGAGUGAGGAUGACAAGUUCUUCACAGUCUACCCACACACUCUCCUCUUCGCGCUGGUCGCACCCCAAACUCCGCGCUGGUCGCCAAAGCCUAUCAUUGCACAAGAAAAACCCAACAACACGAAUAACCGUCAAAUACGCUCAAUGUCUGCAUUCGCACUCGCAUUUAUGGGGCUUGCUGCCCGCGCAAUCGCUGCUUCCGAUUUCAAUUAUGAGGAAGACGAAUUCCCGGGCGGGGGUGCCCCUACGCCUUCUGCACCUUCGCCUUCUGCACCUUCGCCUGCUGCAUCUGCGCAUGCUGCAUCUGCGCAUGCUGCACCUUCGCCUGCUGCAUCUGUGCAUGCUGUACCUUCGCCUGCUGCACCUGCGCCUGCUGCACCUGCUCAUUCACCCUCGGCCAGCCUCAAUACCCAGACGGUACUGAAUGCUACUCAUUCGUCCUCGUCUGCUGCACCUGCGCAUGCUGCACCUGCUCAUUCACCCUCGCACAGCCUCAAUACGCAGACGGUCCUGAAUGCUACUCGGCCCGCUUUGACCGCUGCUGCUGCUGCUCCCGCACCGGUUCACAAGACGCUGUUGGACAAUGCAGUUCCUUACUGCCAAUUCAACAGCGGCAAGCUCACAUGCGACGCGCUCUCAACGCACCAGAAGAUCUUCGUCAUCCUCUGCGCGACAAUCCUCGCGCUCCUUGUGCUCACCCUCAUCACCCUCUGCUGCUGCUGCUGCUUUUCCCGCCGGCGGAACGCGCGCAGGCCCCCUCCCAUGAUCUACGUCUCUUCUUCCUCCGGUCUCGAGGCCCCCCCUUCGGCGCAAGGACCCUACUACGGCGCCUACGGUGGACAAGCUCCCUAUGGCCAGAGCCGUUUAAACGAUUCGCGCCCGACGGCGGGCUCAGGGGGGACCAAUGGCAGGGAACUGGAAAGGCGGCAGGUGGGGUAUGGAGCGGCAGUUUCGCGUACGUGAUAGACGAGGAGGAAGGUGUCAUGCGCAGCAAUACUAAGUGGACUUGGGUGAAGGACGGUGCGGUCAAAUCCUGAGCGAAAUGUUGCUUGUAUGACGCGAGUAAUUUAUACGUGUGUGGAC